Molecule: messenger RNA, 3576 nt
Organism: Uloborus diversus
Lineage: Eukaryota; Metazoa; Arthropoda; Arachnida; Araneae; Uloboridae
Exons: 1
Coding region: 1-3576 (1191 amino acids)
Biological process (GO): DNA integration
Molecular function (GO): zinc ion binding; nucleic acid binding
Source: RefSeq, a predicted model, not a curated record
AUGGUUCCAGAUUUAACUUUCGAUGUAGCUGUAGAACAAGCGUUAGCUUUAGAAGCUUCGAAAAUAGACAACCGGGAAUUAUCGAAACACAAUUCAACUGCAAAAUCAGAAGAAGUUCACAGAAUUUCGAGAUCACGAAAUCAGUUUAAAUCGAAUCGCUCAAAUAGUAAACAGAGAAGUUACUCUGAAAAUCGAAAUAGAUCAAAUUCUAGGCGUAGGUUUUCUUCAAAUUUAAAUUUCCGUGAACUUGGAAUACAUAAUACAUGCCUACGAUGUGGACGUUUAAAUCACCUUUCCCGUGAAUGUCGUGCUGAUGUUUCAAAAUUAUUUUGCAAACUUUGUCAAAAAAGAGGGCACGUCCAAAAAGUUUGUUUAUCAACACUUUUGAAAAAUAAAAAAGCAAAUGAAGUUCAAUGUGUCGGCAAGGAUGAAUAUGUUACAGAGGUAGCUGCAGUAAGCAAUUUUUCAAGUAAUACACAAAUUGUUGAUGUUUUCAAAUCUAACCUAUCGUGCGAUUCAGAAAAUUUUUGGGUUAACGUACAGAUAGAAGGGAAAAUACAAAAAUUUGAAGUCGAUUCAGGUGCAGGACUUACACUUUUGACUAAACAAGCUUUCGAUUUAUUAAAUUUAACAAAUGAGUUGCAGCCUACAGAGGUGAAAUUUCGAUCAUACACUCAUGGUAUUUUUGAACCAUUGGGUCUUGUAAAAGUUAGUGUGAAAUAUAAAAAUAUCACUAGUAUAGAAACUUUGUACAUAGUUCCAGAUAUGUUUACACCAGUCUUAGGAAGAACAUGGAUUCGACAUUUGAAGAUAAAUUUAUCCGAUAUUGAUAAAAGUAAUAAAAUUGAAGAAAUUCCUGUUAAUGUAAUUGAUGUUUCAAAUGUAGUAAAUAGCAUCAUAAAUCAAUUUCCUACCGUGUUCGAACGAAAAAUUGGGAAAAUUCCAGACUUUACGUGCUCAUUAAAACUUCGAGAAAAUUCAAAACCUGUAUUUUUAAAAGCCCGCGAUGUCCCUUUUGCCUUACGCGAGAAAGUUAACGAGGAACUUAAAAAUCUAGAACACGAUCACAUAAUAACGAAAGUGGAUUGUAGCGAUUGGGGUUCACCACUUGUUGUUAUACCCAAGUCCGACGGUGGUGUUCGCUUGUGUGUGGACUAUAAAGUGGCCGUAAAUCCUCAAUUGAAAGAUGCACAUUAUCCAAUACCAAAAAUAGAAGAAAUAUUAAGUAGUCUCAGAAACUCUAAAUUUUUUUGUACACUCGAUCUCUUCAAAGCUUAUUUGCAUGUAGUCGUUGACGAUGAAAGUAAAGUAAUUCAAACAAUUUCUACGCAUCAAGGAACUUAUCAAAUCAAUCGUUUAUUUUUCGGUAUCAAGUCAGCUCCAAGUGAAUUCCAUGGAAUUUUGGACCAAAUAUUGAUAGGUCUUCAGGGAAUUGCAACAUAUUUCGAUGAUAUAAUAAUCCACGGAGAAACUCUCUCCGAGUGUCGCGAUCGGUUGAUUGCAUGCUUAGAACGUUUACAAAAGUACAAUUUACAUGUAAAUAGCUCAAAAUGUCAUUUUUUCAAAAAUAAGAUUUCAUAUUUAGGAUAUGUGAUUGAGCAAAACAAAAUCUCAAAGUGUCCCCUGAAAACUGAAGCAAUAAUUCACGCACCUCGACCGAAAAAUGUGGAAGAAUUGAAACACUUUUUAGGUAUGGUUACCUACUAUUCCAAAUUUUUGCCAAAUGCAUCAUCUAUUACUUAUCCGCUAAGAUAUUUACUAAAGAAAAAUGUAAAAUUCCACUGGUCUGCUAAUUGUGAAGCCGCGUUCAUCAAAUUGAAAAAUGAAAUAUCAAGUGACCGAGUUUUAAUGCCGUACCACCCAAAUUUGCCUAUCACGGUCGCAUGCGAUGCAAGUCCAACCGGCAUAGCUGGAGUUUUAUCGCACAUGGUAAAAGGUGUCGAGAAGCCAGUGUCAUUUGCAUCAAGAUCUCUAACAGCAGCAGAACAGAACUACAGCCAAUUGGACAGAGAAGCUUUGGCUAUUAAAUUUGCAGUUCAAAAAUUUCACAAUUAUAUUUUUGGAAGAGAAUUUACAUUGAUUACUGACAACCGUCCUUUAUAUAGAAUUUUUCAUCAUGAUAGUCAUAUACCCUCAAUGACAUCAUCCCGUUUACUUCGAUAUGCAGCAUUCCUGAGUGAGUACCAGUACAAAGUCAAACAUAAAAGAAGUGAAGAAAACCAGAAUGUUGAUUACCUUUCUAGGGCACCAUUGAAGCUAAAAGAUCCAAACGUUCUACAAGAAGACGAUAUUAUUCACUGGCAAACUAUAAAUCAAAUUUAUACUUCUUCAAUUACAUAUGAGGUAAUUUCUAAAGAGACAGACAAUGACCCAGAACUGUCAGCACUGGAACAAGAACUCUCAUCAGGCAGCUGUAAUGAUCCUGAAUAUUCUUUACAAGACGGCAUAAUUUUCAAAAGACACAGAGUUUACAUUCCAGAGAAACUUCGGGCAGAUAUCCUGAAAGAGGUCCAUCACACCCAUUUGGGUAUUGUCAAGAUGAAAAAUUUAGCAAGAAGAUAUUGCUAUUGGAAGAAAAUUGAUCGAGACAUCGAGCAUCUAGUCCGAGAAUGCAGAAGUUGCGCAGAAGUGAAGGACAAUCCUGGAAAAAUAUCGAAUCAUCACUGGGAAGAGCCUUCGUCCAAUUUUGAACGAAUACAUAUCGACUACGCUGGACCUUUCUUAGGAUAUAAUUUUCUAAUAGUAAUGGAUGCAAAAUCAAAAUGGCCUGAAAUCAAGAUUCAAAAAAGCACUCCAUCUAGUGAUUCUACAAUACGUUUGUUAAAGGAUAUUUUUAGUGUUCAUGGACUACCUCAAGUACUUGUCUCCGAUAACGCAAGUAUUUUUAAAAGCUGUGAAUUUUCAGAAUUUUGCAAGGAGUUUGGAAUUAAGCAUAGACUAAAAGCACCAGGUCAUCCCGCAACCAAUGGCCUCGCGGAGAGAAACGUCAAAACUCUUAAACAGGAAAAGGUAAGAGAAAUUUUAUUCCGCUAUCGAGCAACACCUCUACAAUCUGGAAAGACUCCAUCAGAACUGUAUCUAGGACGCCAAAUUCGAAUAAAACUAGAUCUAUUACGUCCACCAAACAAGGAAAACAAAUCAAAGUACUUAUCACCUCCCAUACCAGACCACAGAAACUUAAGCGUGGGAGAUCGCGUACAAUCACGGUCUUAUGCCAACAAUAAGCUGUCAUGGAGAUUUGGAAGCGUUAAACAACGACUUGGUAAACUGCACUACCUGAUACAACUCGAUGAAGGCCAGAUUAUAAAAAGACACGUCAACCAAUUGAGAAAGUGCGAAGUUUCCAGAAUUCCAAAAGUAACGUUUUCUCCAACUCAAGAAGUAAUUUAUCCAAGGAGUUCCAGCUCAAGUGGAAAUCAUUUCGACCCCUUGCCAUCAGAAAUUCGGAUCGAGACGAAACCUCCUGAUCCAGUUUCUACUGAUUCAAACCGUGCCAGAACUUUCCAAAAUCUUCCUAUUCGAAGAUCAGGAAGAAUACGUCAACCACCACCAUAUCUUGCAGACUAUGUAAUUUAA